Magnusiomyces paraingens is the source of this 1665-nucleotide messenger RNA. RefSeq lists its product as uncharacterized. NCBI's taxonomy places the organism in Eukaryota, Fungi, Ascomycota, Dipodascomycetes, Dipodascales, Dipodascaceae. The transcript has a single exon. The record is from RefSeq and is a predicted model, not a curated record. The coding region runs from base 1 to 1665 and encodes 554 amino acids. Gene Ontology annotation, cellular component: mitochondrial membrane; mitochondrion. Gene Ontology annotation, molecular function: protoheme IX farnesyltransferase activity. Gene Ontology annotation, biological process: heme biosynthetic process.
AUGCUGCUGAAAUCCCGAGCCACGGGGUUCGCCAACCAGCAGCUGCUGUCAUUUUCUGUCGGGUACUCUGCCGUGGUUUUUGCUGACAUUGAGCCUCUUGCCCGUACCCGGCGUUUUUUUGUCUCCCAAAACAGAUCACCUGUUCGUCGACGGACUUUUUCGUCUUCGGGUAUUCUGGCCUCCGUUGUAUCUUCGGGACUUGCUUCUUCUCACUCGUCUUCAUCUUCUAAGCCUUUUGAUUUCCUUUCAAAUUCUUUUUUGCAGAUAGCACUUUCAUCAACUUCCUCCACACCAAACAACUCAGAGAGCUCCCAAAAACCGAUACCCCAAACUGCUACAUCUACAGAGGAUGCUGCUACCAAGUAUGCAACUUCUGCAGAAGAUGCAGCUUUAAACCCAUUCCCCACACCUAUCCGUGUUUCUUUGUCACCAGACUCAAAGCCUGUAGUCGAUUUUGCUACCAAGGCUUUUUCGUGCGUUGAUAAGGACGAAAGUAUCACUAAACCCACAGAUACUGUUUCCCAAGCGGCAACAGCCUCUGCUAAUACACCAUUUGUAGUGACUCCUGUUGAUACUACCACCAAAAAGUCUGUUUCUAAAGCUAAAACACAAUCUCCUUUUGCUCCAUAUAUUGCACUCACCAAACCCCGUCUUUCCGCGCUGGUUGUGCUUUCCGCCAUGUCUGCCUAUGCCCUCACGCCAAACCAUGCUACGCUUGCUCAGCUUUUGUUUCUUACAAUUGGUACGACCCUUUCAUCGGGAUCGGCAAACGCAAUCAACAUGGGUCGCGAGUACCAGUACGACGCUCUCAUGACGCGCACCCGUACUCGUCCCGUUGUCCGUGGUCUUAUCACCCCUAAUCAGGCUUUCAGCUUUGCUGCUAUUUCUGGUAUUGUUGGUGUUUCUUCCUUGUACUGGGGAGUCAACCCUACCGUUGCCUACCUUGGCGCCAGUAACAUUAUCCUUUACGGUAUUAUCUACACAACUCUCAAGCGCAAGUCCAUCUCAAACACGUGGGUUGGCGCUGUUGUUGGCGCCAUUCCACCCCUUAUGGGCUGGGCCGCCUCCAGCUCGCUUGCCGAUCCUGGUGCGUGGUGUUUAGCAGCCUUGCUUUACACAUGGCAAUUCCCACAUUUUAAUGCUCUCAGUCAUAGCAUUCGUGACGAGUACAAGAAUGCUGGGUAUGUCAUGGCAGCGUGGACUAACCCUGCACUCAAUGCGCGCGUGGCUUUACGUUACUCGCUCCUAAUGUUUCCUAUUUGUAUUGGCAUGAGCUACUUUAACAUCACAGACUGGGUUUUUGCCUUUGACAGUUCGCUUGUCAAUGGCUGGCUUACAUUAUGGGCCUAUAAGUUUUGGCUGGAGCAGCGCUCUGUCAAGCCAAUUGCCAACCGUAACGGCGUUCUUUACCAAACAGGACUGCCGUUUAAUAUGAACACAAAUGGCAGUGGCCAAGGGUCGUAUUCGUCUUCUGCAAAGUGCAACGGCUUUGCACGGAAGCUUUUCUGGGGUAGUGUCAUCCACUUGCCUGCUAUUUUGCUUCUGGCCAUGAUCCACAAAAAGGGGCAAUGGGAUUGGCUUUUUGGGUCUGGUGAGGAAGAGGAAGAGGAUGAUGGUACUGUUAGACUUAAUGAGUCUGGUCAAAGCGUGCUUCAGAGCUCAUAG